Molecule: messenger RNA, 947 nt
Organism: Rana temporaria (common frog)
Lineage: Eukaryota; Metazoa; Chordata; Amphibia; Anura; Ranidae
Gene: BTF3L4
Product: basic transcription factor 3 like 4
Exons: 6
Coding region: 112-588 (158 amino acids)
Source: RefSeq, a predicted model, not a curated record
CGCCUGUUGUCAGGCUCCGCCCUCUACGUGCGUCACGACGUGACGUUCCGCCCUUCUGCCAUUCUCGCCAUCUUGAUUACCUCGUGUUGAAGCGGAGCUGCUCGGUCCACUAUGAAUCAGGAAAAACUAGCAAAACUUCAGGCUCAGGUCCGGAUAGGUGGUAAGGGCACAGCCCGCAGAAAGAAGAAGGUUGUACACAGAACAGCAACAGCAGAUGACAAGAAACUUCAGAGUUCUCUCAAGAAACUGGCCGUAAAUAAUAUUGCUGGAAUUGAAGAGGUAAACAUGAUUAAAGAUGAUGGCACGGUUAUCCACUUUAACAAUCCCAAGGUCCAAGCAUCCCUCUCCGCCAACACAUUUGCCAUUACCGGCCAUGCGGAAUCCAAGCAGAUCACAGAAAUGCUCCCAGGGAUCCUAAGUCAGCUGGGUGCUGACAGCCUCACAAGUCUCCGCAAGCUAGCUGAACAGUUCCCUCGGCAGGUAUUGGAUAGUAAGGCACCUAAACAAGAGGACAUAGAAGAGGAAGAUGACGAUGUCCCUGAACUUGUAGAGAAUUUUGAUGAAGCAUCGAAGAACGAAGCAAAUUGAGAAAUGUAAAUCCUUGGAAGUUGACAUGGACUUGAUUUUAACAAAAAGCGAAACAAAAUCAGCUGUGUGGUUCCAAAGUUUUACCAUGGAACAUCAUGUGUUAAUAGUUCCAUAAUAUAAAUAUUUUGUAUUUUAACAGUGCUACUGCAGCAUUUUUCUUGCUGUUUAUUUUGCGUUUUGCACUUCCCUCCCAGGACUUUUGGACAAAGGUGGGGAAAAAAAAAAAAAAAGUAAUCGCAACGUUUUGUGUCUGCUCCACAUAGCUGCUUGGUGAGCCUUAAAAGCUCUAGUAACACUUAUAUUGUUUCCCUAUUCCUGUAGACCUAAAGGAAAACUUCUUAAAAUUGUUUUUCCCUAAA